Musa acuminata AAA Group (dessert banana) is the source of this 1598-nucleotide messenger RNA. Its product is annotated as U-box domain-containing protein 4-like. The coding region runs from base 206 to 1351 and encodes 381 amino acids. Gene Ontology annotation, molecular function: protein binding. The transcript has 2 exons. The record is from RefSeq and is a predicted model, not a curated record. Lineage: Eukaryota; Viridiplantae; Streptophyta; Magnoliopsida; Zingiberales; Musaceae.
UCGAACCAUCCCGUUCCGGUGGGGCCACAAAAAACCAAGUACCCAACCGCUUCGGUCAGCACAGCCGACACGAGCGGUCGCCCUUGCCCCGUCACCCCUCACUGCGCGGUUUCUCUCUCUCUCCGUCCCCUCCUUCCACCACUUUAUAGCCCUGCAGAAACAGAGAGAGAGAGAGAGAGAGAGAGAGACGUAGACGUAGACGGGGAUGGCUUCGUGCGAGAUUAGGGCCUCGGGCGAGGGAUCCGGCGAUUGCGUCGGGGAGGGGAGAGUCUCUGCGGCGGAGCUGCAGGGGAUCAUGGACCGCAUCAGGUCCAGGGUCGAGGUGCAGCAGGUCCAGGCGGCGUUCGAGAUCCGGAGGCUCACGAAGACGUCGUCGAGGAACCGGCGGCACCUCUCCGCCGCCAUCGAGCCCCUUGUGUUGAUGCUCCGGUCGGGGAGCUCUCAGUCUGCUGAGGCUGCCAUCCUUGGCCUCCUUAAUCUUGCGGUUAAGGACGAAAGGAACAAGAUCAGCAUAGUGGAAGCAGGUGCGCUCAAACCAAUGAUCAUUUGCUUAGCAUCUCCAGAUGCUGAUUUACAAGGAUAUGCGACUGCUGCACUGUAUACCCUUUCUGCUUCGUCGGUCAACAAAUCCAGGUUAAGUGCCUCUGGAGCCAUUCCCCUCCUCAUCAAGGUCCUUGAAAAUGGAAGUCAACAAGCCAAGAUAGAUGCUAUUGCAACUCUCUACAAUCUCUCCACCAUCACAGACAACCUCAGAACUGUCCUCUCACUCUGUCCUAUUCUUCCUCUGAUCAGCUUUCUCAAAACUUGCAAGAAAUCCUCGAAAACAGCUGAAAAAUGUUGUGCCCUUUUGGAAUCAUUGGUUGGUUUUGAUGUAGGAAGAACUGCUUUGACAGCUGAGGAAGGUGGGGUGCUUGCUGUGGUAGAAAUUCUGGAAGAAGGGUCCCUUCAGAGUAGAGAGCAUGCGGUUGGAGCCCUCUUAACAUUGUGUGAGAGCAAUCGAAGUAGAUACAAAGAAGUUAUUCUCAAAGAAGGCGCCAUUCCGGGUCUUCUUGAGCUCACCGUCCAAGGGACACCGAAGUCUCAAGCCAAAGCUCGUCGACUUCUAGAGUUGCUGAGGGACUCUCCCUGUCGAAGCUCUGAAUUACAAGCAGAGAUGCUUGAGAAUGUUGUCAGUAGCAUCGUGUCUAGGAUCGGUGGUGAUGAGCAGGCAGAGAAGGCAAAGAAGAUAUUGGCUGAGAUGGUUCAGAUUAGCAUGGAGCAGAGCCUGAGGCAUUUGCAGCGAAGGGCCCUCAUGUGCACUCCGGCCGAGCUGCCUCUUGGUAACCACCGAUCUGAAGUCUCUUCAAAAUGAACAUCUUCUUUUUCGACGAUUUCAUCCUUUGUUCUCAUUUGUACUUGUACAAAAAGUAGUGACAGAAAACCAUAUUAAUAAUAAGGUAACAAGAUGAUGCCGGUCCAGGCCACUGAUGGUAUCAGGUGACUGGUUUAGCAGUCGAGUGUUGUUAAUUUGAGUUCAUGUGUUCUUUGUUUUACCUUUCUGUGGGCUAAUGGUAUAUCCUUUUUUUCUCCUGAUAAAAUUCUAGUGUUGGAAUUCUGAA